AAUAAUGGAAUGGUCCAAAAUUCAACCAAAAUAAUGGUUUUCCAUUCUGAUUCUGUAACUUUACACCAUAUCUUCCAUCCCACCACAACCCCUUCUCUCUCUCUCUCUCUCCAUUUAUUUCCUCUGUCGAAUCUUACCCACUCCAUAACCAGUAAAGGCUAUGGAAACCCACCUCCCUGCUCUCUGCUUCUUCCCUCUUCCACGCUCUGCUUCCCUGUGGCGCUCCCAUAGCCUUCAACAAUCCACAGAUCAACCCCUAAAGUAAGGGGCACUCCACAAUCUCUGAAUCCCACUCAAUAUGGAAUGCAGGUCAACAGCCUUAUAGCUGGGAGCAACAUUAACUUGUUUGAUUGUUCUUAAUUAUCAACACAGAAGGAAAAGAAGGGCGCCAUUGUUUUGGAAGCCUCUGGUUCUUAACUUUCUACACUGCCCAUUCAACCAUGGAAACUUUGAAUUUCAACUUAGAAGCUGCAAAAGAUUCAGAAGCCAGCAGCAGCCAAGAAGAUAAUCCUGAUCACUCCAACACCGCCACUACCACCUCUUCUUCCUGCCCUCCAAGCUCAAGUAAAGCUGUCGUUGCUGAUACGACGCCCAUUUCGCUUGACUUGACACUUCGGUUUAACUCCACUGAUGCCGAGUUGAAUGGCGAUAUCGAGAUCCAUGGUGAAACAAGUAGUAACAAACCAUCUUCUGCAACGAUGCCAAGAGUUUUCUCUUGCAAUUACUGUCGGCGCAAGUUCUACAGCUCGCAGGCGCUCGGUGGGCAUCAAAACGCACACAAAAGAGAGAGGACGAUGGCUAAACGUGUGACCCGGAUGGGAAUGUUCUUUGAUCGGUACAGAAGUCUGGCUUCUCUGCCGCUGCAUGGCUCAGCCCUUAGGUCCCUUGGCAUUGAAGCUCAUGGUGCAUUCCACCAAGCAGUUCUAACUUCAGAUCAGAGGCCUUACAAUCCUGGUAGGAGCGUCGGAGCAAAAUUUGAGCAGAGCUCGUUUGGAUUCCCGACAUUUGUCGAGGAGUACGAUGAUGAUGUCGUGGGAUUUUGGCCAGGAAGUUUCAAGCAGGUGGCUGCCAAAGUUGACAGCAGUUUAGGUCCCAUGAAAACCACAACUCAAAGUUCAAAUUCAGAGUUUGGAAAAACAAUGCCUCCACCAAGAACAGAAGCAUCAUCACCUGAUCUCACGUUGAAACUUUAGUAAGUAAAUUUUCCUCUUUGAUGCCUUCUCCUUGAUGUAUCAACUUUUGUAAAGUGGGAUGUGUUUGCCAUUGUCUGCCAUUUUUUAGUGGCUCUAAGUUUGAAUAUUGAAUAAAUCUUCAAUUUUUUUUUUUUGCCCAUUA
Molecule: messenger RNA, 1335 nt
Organism: Momordica charantia (bitter melon)
Lineage: Eukaryota; Viridiplantae; Streptophyta; Magnoliopsida; Cucurbitales; Cucurbitaceae
Product: zinc finger protein 7
Biological process (GO): negative regulation of abscisic acid-activated signaling pathway
Source: RefSeq, a predicted model, not a curated record